ACAAAACACCAAGUCUGUAAACAUCCGCCCGCAAUUUGGAUGAUUAGGAGACAAUUGACAUCCCCAUUCUUCUCUCACCGUCGUUCUCUUAUACAAUUCCCACGGUUCAUAAGCAUACCAUACCGCAGAAUGGCUGGUGUCCCCUCCACUUUCGAUGCUCCGGUGCACAUUGCCGUCAUAGGCGGCACAGGCAUCCAAUCACUACCAGGCUUCACGCUCGCUGCCACCCUAGACGUCGAUACCCCAUGGGGAAAACCAUCGUCACCCAUCUCUAUCCUCCAGCAUCCAUCGCCGACAACUGGAAAGCCCAUUCCCGUAGCUUUUCUAUCGCGACAUGGUCUCCACCACGAGCUCGCACCCCACGAGGUCAAGAACCGCGCCAACAUCGCAGCCUUACGUCACAUUGGUGUACGCACCAUCAUCGCCUUCUCCGCCGUUGGAUCUCUGCAGGAAGAGAUCCGCCCACGCGACUUUGUCAUCCCAGACCAGAUAAUCGACCGCACUAAGGGCAUCCGGCCUUUCACUUUCUUCGAAGGCGGCAUGGUCGGCCAUGUAGGCUUCGGUGACCCGUUCGAUACUAAGCUGUCUAAGAUAGUGAGCCGGUGUGGAAAGUCUCUCCAAGGGGAGGGUGUGACAUUGCACGAUAAGGGAACAUUGAUCUGCAUGGAGGGACCUCAAUUUUCCACGCGCGCAGAGUCGAAUCUGUACCGCUCGUGGGGUGGUUCAGUCAUCAACAUGUCGGCUCUUCCCGAGGCAAAGCUUGCGCGUGAAGCCGAGAUCGGAUAUCAGAUGAUCUGCAUGGCAACCGACUAUGACUGCUGGCGCGGCGGUCCGGAUGAGGAUGUCAACGUUGAGAUGGUCAUGGCGCAUAUGAAGGCCAACUCAGAGAACGCUCGACGCUUUGUGGGCGCGGUUCUCGAUGAGUUGAGCAACGAGGAGCACAGCGAGCAGGUUUUGGCGAAGCAUUUGGAGGGUCAAACGAGAUUUGCCGGUGCCAUGACACACAAGGAGGCUAGGGGUGAGGUUGAGAAGAAGCUGCAAUGGCUCUUCCCUGGGUAUUUCGAUUAA
This is a messenger RNA of Periconia digitata, 1068 nucleotides long. The record is from the annotation of a GenBank genome assembly. Lineage: Eukaryota; Fungi; Ascomycota; Dothideomycetes; Pleosporales; Periconiaceae.